Molecule: messenger RNA, 1665 nt
Organism: Bombyx mandarina (wild silkworm)
Lineage: Eukaryota; Metazoa; Arthropoda; Insecta; Lepidoptera; Bombycidae
Product: carboxylic ester hydrolase
Source: RefSeq, a predicted model, not a curated record
AUGUUACGUUAUUUAUUGCUUGUCGUAUUUUUUGUGAAAGUUUUUGCCGGUGAGGAGGAGGAGAAUCGAAUUGUGGUCCUAAGCGAUGGUGCGGUUAGCGGAAAGAAAUAUUGGAAUGGAGAUUACUAUGAGUUCUACGGUGUGCCAUACGCUACUGUGCCUAAAGGAAAAGACAAGUUUAAGUCGCCAUUACCUGCGGAACCAUGGGAAGGUGUGAAGGAAGCCAACUCACUGAGCAGUGUGUGCGAACAAGUCUAUUUGACAGAUGACCCAGACGAUGAGGUCAUGUUGCACGGAGAGGAGGAAUGUCUGACUAUGAAUCUACUGGUUCCUGAAAUAGCAAACGAAAAUAAUUUAGUUCCAGUAAUGGUUUACGUACACAGCGGAGCAUUCGCUGGUGGCAGUGGCAACAUGGCAAAAUAUAAUUACUUGGCAAGGCACGACGUAAUCGCUAUAAGUUUUAAUUACAGAGUCGGAGCAAUCGGCUUUGCUUGUCUUGGAACUGAGGAUAUUCCAGGAAACGCCGGCCUCAGAGAUCAAAUAGCGGCUCUGAAAUGGAUCAAUAAAAAUAUCAAGAAAUUUGGUGGCGAUCCUAACAGAGUAACACUUGGUGGGUACAGCGUUGGAGCUACUAUGGCUGAAUUGCUAAUGCUGUCCAAAGCCACCGAUGGAUUGGUUCAUAAAUUGAUUUUAGAAAGUGGUUCAGCUCUUGCCCCUUUUGCAAUUAACAGACAUCCUAUUACUACAGCUAGAAAUAUUGCUAUUUCGAUCGGCUUCAACGAUACUGGAAGCCUCAAGGAUCUGAAUGAUUUCCUCAUUAAUGCUCCCAUUAUUGACUUGGCGUCAAAAAGCAAAAAUUUCUAUCUAACCAACAGUACUUUUGGUUUUGCUCCGUGCAUCGAGACGAAAAUAGAAGGUUUAGAGCCCAUUAUCACUCAAUCUCCUCUUGACAUCAUCAACAGUGGUGACUACAAGAAAAUCCCAAUCAUAACAGGCUUCGCAAACAUGGAGGGCAUCAGCCGUACAAUCAAGUUCGGCGAUUGGAGAGAUAAGAUGAAUGAGAACUUCGCUGAUUUCCUACCAGCGGACUUGAAGUUCGAAAACGAAAAAUCAAGAGAUGAUUUCAUUAAGGACGUCCUAAAAUAUUAUUUCAAAUCCGAGAAAAUAACUCACGAAUCGCUCCAGGCUUACAUUGAUUAUUUUUCCGAUUCAAUGUUCAAAUAUUCUAUAAUGAAAUCGGCGAAGCUCCACGCUCGGAAAUCUGAUAAGCCGGUAUAUUUGUAUGAGUUUACUUACGUCGGUAAAUUGAACAUGAAGCAUUAUUACAUGGAUCGAGUGAAAGGUGCUAGUCACAGAGACCAAACGGCCUAUGUUUUGGAUUUCUUCGAUCACGUUACCAAGCCCAAGGACAUGGAUACAAGAGACAGACUAACGACUAUGUGGACUGAUUUUGUAAAAUAUGACGACCCCACUGCGUUCGAAAGUUUACUGAUGAACGUCAAAUGGCUGGAAUACAAUGAGAAGGAACAAAAUUAUUUGGAAAUCGGCGCCAAAUUGAAAAUGAAAAAAGAUAUAUUCGUCAAAAGAUACGUUUUCUGGGACAAAGUUUACACGAAGCAUUAUUGGACCCCGACUGCUGUUGGUGUUGAGAGUACAAAACAAUAA